Misgurnus anguillicaudatus (oriental weatherfish) is the source of this 2866-nucleotide messenger RNA. RefSeq names its product major facilitator superfamily domain containing 4Ab (gene slc60a1b). The record is from RefSeq and is a predicted model, not a curated record. Gene Ontology annotation, molecular function: D-glucose transmembrane transporter activity. Lineage: Eukaryota; Metazoa; Chordata; Actinopteri; Cypriniformes; Cobitidae. Gene Ontology annotation, biological process: transmembrane transport.
GCAUCAAAAUCAUUGACAGCUCAACAGAAAAUCAUUGACAGUUUCGAAGAGCUCAGUUGAGAUGGUCAUUUUUAGGCAUUAACUUCAGAUUCAUUGCACAAAGGUACAAAUGGGAGGAGUAAAGGAAUAUAAAUGCGGGGACGUGAAUGCUUAUUCUGUGAUCUGCAGUAUCAUCUAAGCAAGUGAGUUGCUAAAAGAACUAACAGGAUUACCUACAAAAAGUACAGGAAGAGGGAACGUUUGGAGACCAAGCUAUGUUAAUUGAGGAGCGAAUAUUGACACUUUUCAGAAGGAACUGUCAACAUACAUUGACAUACUGGAGCGUGUUCUUCAGUUUUGGACUAAGCAUAGCUUUCCUGGGGCCUACGAUUUUAGAUCUGAAAUAUCAAACCAGCUCCACGCUACAGGAGAUCACCUGGGUGUUCUUCUCUCAGCAGUUUUGCUUGCUCAUCGGGAUCUCAUUCGGCGGCGUUUUCAAAAAAACGUUGUUGAGUGCCCUCACUGCCCUCUUCCUCUCCUCCUUCGUCAUCUCUCUGGUUUUUGCUGUCAUACCAUUUUGCUAUAAUGUGCUCUUGCUGGCUGUUGCUAUGGCAGUGUCAGGUCUGGCUUUGGGAUUCAUUGAUACUAUUGCCAACAUCCAGCUGGUGUCUAUUUAUCAGAAAGACUCGGCUAUCUUUCUGCAGGCACUGCACUUCUUUAUCGGGCUCGGUGCUCUGCUGAGUCCUCUUAUUGCAGAUCCAUUUCUAUCAGAGUUCAGUUUGAGCAACAACAGCACAGAAAAUGCCACAGCGAUACCUCACCACUUCAGGAUGCCAGUAAUCCAUGACAAUUCUGCACAAUCUGUGCCAGUUGAGGGCAAACCACGUGUGCAAUACGCCUUCUGGAUCAUGGCCCUCAUAAAUUUGCCUGUGCCGAUUGCGGUUUUCGUCUUGAUUUACCAAGAGAAGCUGCUUUCCUGUUGUCCAAGCAGCACUCCUCGGCUGCUUGAUAAAGACGAGUUAGCCAUGGAGACCAAGGCACAGAGAGAUGGCACAGAGAAGUCAGAAACAGCAUCUGAAGAUUCAGGAGGACAUGGAAAUCUCUUCAGCUGCUGUAUGAAUGAUAAUCUGCGUGGGUUACCCGUCACGUUUUUUGUCAUGCACAUCUUGGGUGGGAUUGUCCUGUUUAUGACUGAAGGCAUUAUGGGGAUCUACGCUGGCUUUGUUUACACAUACGCUGUUUCAGUUCCCAUGUCAUUGCAUGCUAAAAUGGCAGCAUAUCUAAACUGUGUCUUCUGGGCAGCGAUCACUGCAGGACGGCUUGUGUCAAUCCCACUAUCAUAUCGCUUCAAACCGGUUUACCUGCUCAUCAUCAACCUGGCUGGUGUGAAUAUAAUUUUGCUGCUGUUGUUGAUCUUCAACACAAACAGUGUGUUUCUGUUUGUGGGGACAAGCUUUCUUGGGCUUUUCCUCAGCAGUAUUUUCCCCUGCUUACUGGCUUACACUGAGGACAUCCUGAAUUACCAGGGUUGUGCAACAGCAGUCCUAGUGGCCACUGCUCAAAUGGGUGAGAUGUCUAUGCAGGUGUUGGUUGGAUCACUAAUUCAGGCUAAAGGCAGUUUCAGUUUCUUGGUGUGUGGCUUGCUCCUCAGUUCCGUCGCUUUACUCGUCUUCCUGAUCUUAAUCGUGUGCAACCACUUUCACAAAAAACUCACAGGAACUUCUAAAAAAGCCAGUAUUGUGGAAGACCCAUCAGCAUUCCCUCCACCAGAGAAAUCUGAACAGAAAAUUCCUGUAACAUAGCCGAAAUGUGACUCUUAAUGAAGAUAUUUGCUGGAGUAGCCUAUAUGCUGAACUGUAAACAUUAAUGGAAAAUUUCCUUUUUGUUGAUGUAAAAACCUAAAACAUUCAUUGUGGUCCAGUAUGUUAUGUAAGUGUUAAUGUAUAAGCACCCGGUUGUUAUUGCAAAUAAGCCUUGACCAUGAUUGAUAUAGCUCCAAUCAGUCUUGUAUCACACUGAAGGGGUUUAUUUCGUAAUAACAACCGGUUGCCUGUACAAUAUCCCGCUUAUUACACGGUUAUUUACCUCAUAAGUACGGUAAGGAACAUUAAAUAUUGAUUUGAAAUAUUUUAUUUGCUCAUUUUUAACCAAUGCAGACCUUCCGUUAGGGAAACCCUUUUACUUCCGGUUUUAAAAUGAGAACAGACGAACACACUAUUUGGUUUAAUAAUUUGUAAAUAUAAUGUCAUAUGUUAUAAAAAGACAUAUUUAUAUUUAAAUUUUGUGUAAUAUUGAACUGUACCUGUCAAAAUGAUUUGCAGCAUCCGCGUUACAGUGUCUCAUUCAUUAGUGGCGGUUGUUAUCUCGGAAUAACAAACCUGCAAAUGUCGCGACUGGCCAAUCAGAAUCAAGCAUUUCAACGAGCCGUGUAAUAAAAGUUUUUUUAUGUAUCUCUGUUAAGUUUGGUACUAUUAUUGUGUUUGUUUGUUUGUUUUACAGUUUCUCACAAUCUUGGCUGAUUAUUUUAAUUAAUGUAAAAAACACACUGUAAAAAAGCCUGGUUGCAUUAAAGGGAUAGUUCACCCAAAAAUGAAAAUCCAGUUUUAAUUUCAAACCUAUAAAUUUCAUGAGAGAAUUUUCAUUUUUGGGUGAAUUAACUUUUUAAUCUUGACUAUAUGAAUUGCUGUAACUUGACGUUUAAUUAGCUUAACUUAUUUCAACUUUAUUUGUUUAAGAUACAGCACUCUUUACUAGUCAACAUAUACAUUUAAACAAGUAAAAAGUAUAAAACAAAUAAAAAGUAUAAAAAGUUUAAAUGACUUGUAAAUACAAAUUGAUUACAGGCUACUUAAGUCAACCUUUUUUUUUAUAUAACCACACAUUAAAG